CGAACAAGAUCCACGAUCCAUAUCAGUGGUUCGCUCUUUCAAUGCGCGUGUCUUCCGACAGCGCUGUAUUUCUCGAUCAAUACAUAUUGUAUAAUAGUUUAGUAUUGAUAACGUCAUGACGUCUUCAGAACUGCGGGCGGAGCUGGAGGAAUGUCUGCGGGGUCUGAACAUCGAGACCAGCUGCGUGGAGCACCCGCCGGUGUUCACGGUGGAGGAGAUGAUGCCCCACCUACAGGAAGUGGGCGGAGCCGUGACCAAGAACCUCUUCCUUAAAGACAAGAAGAAGAAGACAUUAUGGCUCGUGACCGUUCGCCAUGACCGGCAGGUGAAUCUGGGUGACCUCUCAAAGCAUCUCGGUCUGGGGAGUGGAAACCUGCGCCUGGCUGAUGAGGCGGCCAUGUUGGAAAAACUAAAGGUGGGGCGGGGCUGUGCGUCGGCGCUGGCCCUGCUGUUCGAUACGGAGGGCGGCGUGAAGCUGCUUCUGGACGAGGACCUAGUCCAGGGGGGGCACCCGGCAGUCCACCUGCACCCCAUGACCAACACUGCCACCCUGGGCAUGGCGCCCGCAGACCUGCUACGCUUCCUCCAGCACACCGGACACCCACCAAUCCUGCACGCCUUCCCUUAGACCAGGGGAACCCUCGCUGGUUCUACUCAGACCAGAACGGUCGCUGGUUCCACUCACACCAGGAGAACGGUCGCUGGUUCCACUCACACCAGGAGAACGGUCGCUGGUUCCACUCACACCAAUGGGUCCAACAAUCCCAUUAUCAUCACGACCUUGUUUGGAUGCUGUUCUUCAGUAAUGACAAUGUCUACAGGAUGCCUUGACCUGUAGAAAAGGUUUUAUUAAACCUAGUCCUUAAGUCAGCCUGUCCACUCAGUGAGGGCCACGGGAACUACUGGAACCUGUCAGAACUUCUGGUUUGAAGCAAAGAGGGCGGAAAUAAAGUCAAAACCAAACCCUGUUCUAAAACAUUCUGUGUUUCG
Messenger RNA from Gadus chalcogrammus (walleye pollock), 990 nucleotides. It is a transcript of the gene prorsd1, whose product is annotated as prolyl-tRNA synthetase domain containing 1. The transcript is spliced from 4 exons. Lineage: Eukaryota; Metazoa; Chordata; Actinopteri; Gadiformes; Gadidae. Gene Ontology annotation, molecular function: aminoacyl-tRNA deacylase activity. Bases 116 to 628 code for a protein of 170 amino acids. The record is from RefSeq and is a predicted model, not a curated record.